This is a messenger RNA of Striga asiatica, 1176 nucleotides long. Lineage: Eukaryota; Viridiplantae; Streptophyta; Magnoliopsida; Lamiales; Orobanchaceae. The record is from the annotation of a GenBank genome assembly.
AAAAGAAAAAGAAAAAGAAAAAGAAAGCAAUGGGUUCUCUUGCACACGUGGUGGAGGACUGCCUGGGUCUAAUCCAGGUGUUCAGCGACGGCUCGAUUUUCCGGUCAUACGAAAACCUCAAGUUCCCUAUGGAAGUUCAAGACGACGGGACUGCCGUCUGGAAGGACUGCUUUUACGACGAGGAGCACGAACUCCAGCUCCGCCUCUACAAGCCGAGCUCCGCGCCAGCUGGCGCCACCUGUCUUCCCGUCCUCUUCUUCUUCCGUGGUGGGGGAUUCUGUCUUGGUGACCGAACGUGGCCCAACGCCCACAACUGCUGCCUCCGGCUGGCGGCGGCGCUCGGGGUCCUGUUGGUGGCGCCGGACUACCGCCUGGCGCCGGAGCACAGGCUGCCGGCGGCUGUGGAAGACUCCCGGAGGGCGGUGAGGUGGCUGAGGGAGCAGGCGAUGGCGGGGGAGGACGAGUGGCUGCAGGGAGUGGACUUUGGGAGGGUUUUUGUGGCGGGGGAUUCUUCCGGCGGGAACCUGGCCCACCACCUGGCGGUGGAGCUCCGGCGAGGGUCGCCGGGGAUGGAGCCGGUGAGGGUGAGGGGUUACGUGCUGAUGGCGCCGUUUUUUGGCGGGACGGAAAGAACUAAGUCUGAGGCCGACGGCCCACCGGAAAAGUUCCUCAAUCUCGAUAUGCUGGACAGAUUUUGGAGGUUAUCGUUGCCUAUCGGGAGCACAGCAGACGACCCAUGGGCCAAUCCAUUUGGGCCGUUAAGCCCAAAUCUCGAAUCCACGAAACUUGACCCAAUACUUGUACUAGUGGGCGGAUGUGAGGUGAUGAAAGACAGAAUCGAAGACUAUUACAAAAGAUUGAAAGCCAUGGGCAAAGACAUUGAGUACGUUGAGUAUGAAGGGGAAGAACACGGGUUUUUCGGCAAUCAGCCUUUCUCUCAAGUGUCCACCAAAGUUAUACAAGAUAUUGCUCAUUUUAUGCAUAGAAACUCCAUCUAGAAAUAUAGUUUCCUUCUCUUUAAAUGCUCUUUUCCGUAUUCCGAAAAAUAAAAUGUUGGGUUUAAGUUUAAUGGCCAAAAUUAGUUGUUACCAUGGCGUGUAUUUGAAAGAGCUGAAACUUUGUCUAUCUUAAAGUGCUUUCGGAAAAGAUGUCCUCUUAUCGAGUAUCUUAUUGGAA